GGCGCAGCGCGUGCUGUUCACCGCGAUAAAAUAACGCAGAUACAAAUAAACCCGCGUGCCACGGAGCUCGAGAACCAUGCCGCGAGGACGAGCCGGCGGAAGAGCGUCACCAGGGGAAGCAUGAACGUGGCGCUUUACGUCGUGACCGUGGCUCAGUGCGUUUACGCCGCGUCCGUGGGAGUGGGGCGAGCGGCCGUGGAGGGGCGCAGGACGUGCAGGCUCUACUGUCGCGUGGGCAUCGGCUUCCACCUGCAGAUCCACGAGGACGGACGCGUCAACGGCACCCACAAGCCCAACCACCUGAGUCUGCUGGAGCUGUUCUCUGUGUCCCAGGGCGUCAUCGGCAUCAGAGGAGUCCACUCCAACCGCUACCUCUGCAUGAACCACCGAGGACGACUGCACGCUAUGGAGCACUUCUCGGAGGAUUGUCAGUUUCGCGAGCGUUUCCAGGAGAACAGCUACAACACGUAUGCGUCUGUGGCCCACGUGACCCCUCGGUCAGGGCGCCAGUGGUACGUAGCCCUCAACAAGCGCGGCAAGGCCAAGAUGGGCUCCAGUCCACGGGUCCGCUCCCAACAUGCGUCCACCCACUUCCUGCCCCGCGGAGGCUUGGGCGGGCAUGGGACUAUGGGCUUCACCAUUGCCCAGGAGCAGGAGGACGAGGGAGAGGGGAGCAGGAGAGCCGCAAGGACCAAAGUCUUAUCAAAGGGUUUGCUGAAGGAACCCGAAGCGAGCGUGAAUGUACUGGCCAAACGGACGGUGAAAUAUUGGCCAAAGUAUCGCUUUGGAUAG
Periophthalmus magnuspinnatus is the source of this 792-nucleotide messenger RNA. It is a transcript of the gene fgf5, whose product is annotated as fibroblast growth factor 5. Gene Ontology annotation, cellular component: cytoplasm. Gene Ontology annotation, biological process: cell differentiation; positive regulation of protein phosphorylation; fibroblast growth factor receptor signaling pathway. The coding region runs from base 121 to 792 and encodes 223 amino acids. The record is from RefSeq and is a predicted model, not a curated record. The transcript has 3 exons. Gene Ontology annotation, molecular function: growth factor activity; fibroblast growth factor receptor binding. NCBI's taxonomy places the organism in Eukaryota, Metazoa, Chordata, Actinopteri, Gobiiformes, Gobiidae.